UAGUAAGGAAUUUUGUGGCAAUUUAUAGAUUUUAUGAAAAGUGGAGUUUUUAUUUACAGAACUGUUAAUGUUAGUUAAAAAUUAUUUAUUUACACGGUAAAGACGAAUCUCAUGUUUGCCUUUUUGAUGACAGAUAAAAUGUAUACAUAUUACACGGCGCUGUUUGGCUUGUUCGCGCUAUUAGUCAUCAUCAGCGAGGUGCUGCGCGCAUGGCGUUCACGCAAGUAUCCGCGCGGACCCUGGGGCCUGCCCAUACUUGGCUAUUUGCCAUUUCUCAAUAAGCGCGAACCAUACAAWACAUUAACGGAAUUAGCUAAGAGAUACGGUCCGGUCUAUUCGCUGCGGCUGGGCAAUGUGGAUGUGGUGGUGUUGGCCGAUGCGGCGUCGGUGCGGGAAUUCUUGAAGUGCGAGGAGUUCACCGCGCGCGCACCGCUCUAUGUAACGCACGGCAUAAUGGGUGGAUUCGGUCUCAUCUGUUCGGAAGGUGCGCUGUGGCGCAAUCAACGCAAGCAUGUCAUCGACUGGCUGAAAGACCUGGGCAUGACAAAAAAACAAGGCAACGCGCGUAAAUCAAUGGAGCAGAGAAUAAAGAUCGGCGUUAUAGAAUGCAUGAAGUCUUUCAGAGACGAUUCCAAGAAGCAUUCGUCUUUCGAUCCACACCACGCGCUGCAGCACACAUUGGGCAACAUCAUCAACGACUUGGUGUUCGGCGUCAAAUAUGCGCGCGAUGACGUCACCUGGAAAUAUUUGCUCCAGCUGCAGGAGAAGGGUCUCAAAUUAAUGGGCGUUUCAGGUGCAGUGAAUUUCCUGCCCUGGCUGCGAUUCCUGCCGUGGAACCUGCGCUCCAUACGGUUCCUACUCGAUGGCAAGGCACGCACACAUGAAAUUUACAACAGUCUCAUUAAGAAGCGCGAGCAGACGUGGGAACAACGCAAAGCUGUAAGCGACGAGAGUUUCAAUAUAUUGGAUCAUUUCAUUGAUGAGCGCAUGCGUCGUGAAGAUUCCGAUAUUGCCGAAGAGCGUCUGUCCACCGACAUCUACUACACGCAGGAGCAGCUGCUGCAUCUGCUGGCGGAUUUGUUUGGCGCGGGACUGGACACCACUUUGGCGACAAUGCGCUGGUUUUUGCUCUACAUGUGCAAGUACCAGGAGGUGCAGGAGCAGCUCAGAGCGGAACUUUUGAAAAUCCCCGAUUGCGAUUUCGACUUGGAACAUCUGGAGCAGUGCCACUUUUUGCGCGCWUGCAUCUCGGAAACACAGCGCAUACGCUCGGUGGUGCCUMUGGGUAUACCGCAUGGUGCUGUGGAGGACUUCACCAUUCAGGGUUGUUUAAUACCUAAGAAUUGCAUGAUCAUUCCACUUCAGUGGGCUGUACAUAUGAGUCGUCUCAAAUGGAUCGAACCGGAAUUAUAUUGGCCUGGCCGAUUUUUGGAUGACAAUGAUCAAUACUGCCAGCCUGCGGACUUCAUACCAUUCCAGACAGGCAAACGCAUGUGCCCCGGCGAGGAACUCGCGCGCAUGAUGCUCUUCCUUUACGCCGGCUACAUAAUACGCGGCUUCUACAUACGUUUGUCGCAGGAGCACGAAAUCAUGAGCUUGCGCGGUGAAAAUGGCAUAACAUUAGUGCCGCAAUAUUAUGAAAUCGUAGCGACACCCAUGCGCAACAUGAAGGAUCUGGUCAAGGACGAUGACGUGGGCAUGUACAAAGCUGUGGCGGUGAAGAAGGACAUAAAAUCAAACACAAUUUAAGUUUAGUUUAUAAAAAAUCUCUUUUUUUGCCUUUAAUAUAUUUUGUUUUAUGUAAUUUCUU
Molecule: messenger RNA, 1810 nt
Organism: Bactrocera latifrons
Lineage: Eukaryota; Metazoa; Arthropoda; Insecta; Diptera; Tephritidae
Gene: phtm
Product: cytochrome P450 306a1
Exons: 7
Coding region: 112-1749 (545 amino acids)
Biological process (GO): xenobiotic metabolic process
Cellular component (GO): cytoplasm; intracellular membrane-bounded organelle
Molecular function (GO): heme binding; iron ion binding; oxidoreductase activity, acting on paired donors, with incorporation or reduction of molecular oxygen, reduced flavin or flavoprotein as one donor, and incorporation of one atom of oxygen
Source: RefSeq, a predicted model, not a curated record